Molecule: messenger RNA, 860 nt
Organism: Cydia strobilella
Lineage: Eukaryota; Metazoa; Arthropoda; Insecta; Lepidoptera; Tortricidae
Exons: 1
Coding region: 13-846 (277 amino acids)
Source: RefSeq, a predicted model, not a curated record
AGAUAAAAAAAAAUGUUUUUACAACAAGACGCAACGGAACUGCACGGUGAUUACGCCAAAAGUAAAAUGAAUAUAAAUAGGAAGCUACAAACCGAAUACUUACUAAACAACAUAAUUGAUAAAGAGUUCCAAUCCAUGCUGUUGCCUUUAGGCAUAGUCCCGCAUUUCUUCUUAAUGUCUCAUUUUAAGAUCAUUAAUAAUUUCAUCACUCCCGAAAACCCUGCGUCGUCAUAUAUCAAAUCUUUAGUCGGUUCUUGUAUUCUCGUGUUGGGUCACUUGUUUCGUUUGUAUCGUUAUUCCGACGCUAUUAAAAGUUCAGGCAGUGCUAUUGCUAAUUAUGUUCUUUAUUUCGAUUUUAUUUUUUUUUCUUUAAUAUCAAUUAUGACCCAUUUUAACAGUUCAGCACAGAGAAAUAACGUCGUUGAGCUUAUUAUUAAAAUGCAACAUGUGCUCAAUUCUAUUAAAAUUAAUAAAGUGGAAUUCCUUUCCAAACAGAAGAACCAAAAUUGGCACAGUUUAUUUAUGGUUUUCAGUUUCUACGUUUUUCAUUCCAUUUUUGCUAGUCAAUAUUAUGGAUUUCUUGAGUUUUUGGUUAAUUUCACAAUAGCGUUACCGAUGCUGAUUUUUGACAACCACAUAGUUACCGUUACUCGUAUUGUUGUGAUGAUUAAAAACGAGCUACUUGCCUGGAACUAUGUAAUGGAAAAAAAUAAUAAAGAAUACAUCGCAACUGAAGAAGAAAUUGUAAAUGUUAAUGUCCAGGAUAGCGAUAUGUUUGAUGCGUAUGAUAAUGUAAUAAAAUCAUUUAGUUUAUGCAAUAAAGUGUAUCAGUUUUUGGUAAGAUGAAGUCUAUAUCAUAA